AUGGUAACAAAACACCAGGAGUUUGAAGAUGGGCGGCUGGAGUUUUUCGACUGUGCAGAUUUCAACUCCCUCCUUGUGAGUGCUUUGGCAAAGAGUCGGGGUGCUGUCGGGGACGAUGCCGAUGAGGAAGUCGAGUGGAAGGCUACAAAGUCACUGCUUCGGAAGAUCGCGAAUUUGCCUGUGCGAUCUUUGGUGAAGACCCCUCGAGGGACGGGUCUGUGCUUCGAGCCCUUUGACAGCUCGCUGCCUCUCAGAGAGCUGCUGGAUCGACUCGAGAGGCAACGUCGUGUGCCGUGCUUUGCUGCCGGACAGCUUAGAGCUGUCGUGACAGCCAACGAUAUCCUGGAGCUCUGCGGGGGCUGCGUCACCAAGUCCUCCAAGGAAAUGCUGGAGAGCAUGACUUUGAGGAGUGUUCUACCCAAAGAGCUCAGCGAUUUCGAGCUCGACACGACCGAGGACACUCCGGCACUGGAAGUGAUGCAAAAGCUGCUGGACUCAUCCAGUCGAGCAGUGCCUGUUUUGGCCCAGCCAGAGGCACCCACGCCCAGCUACAGGACGUCGGGCCGAAUCCGCAUUCUGGCGCAAUUCGACCUGGCCGCGUUGUGGGCUGUUUUUGGGUACAAGGAUGAGUCCGAGCAGUGGUGGUGGGAGAGCGAGGAUGUGCCUUCGAACAUCUUUCUGCAUUCCUGCGUCGACUUCCUGGCGUUCGGCCGCAAAAAUUCCGAUGGACGAAGUCAAGCGCCCGUUGCGAAAGUCUCCCUGGACGAGAAGUUGUCCAAAGUUAUCGGACGGGCUUGCACCAGUCCGUUCCGACACGUGGUCGUCUACGAGGAGGCAAACGACCGGCAGCUUCGCAACCCAUGCUGCGAGAUCUCAUCCCACGAGUUUGUGCAGUCCCUGUGCGCCGCCGGGCUUCUGUCGCAGCUGGAGUUCAACAGCAGCAAGCCACGGCCUGAUCGCUUCCGCCGCAUGUUUUCCAGCCAUGCGGGCAUAACCUCCGAUGGAAUGUCGAAGGAAAGCUCGCUGUCUCCUGUGGCGCAGAAGGAUGCAGCCGGUACAGCGGGAAGCGUCAGCUUCAACAACAUGGUGGAAGUGGAAGCUUUGGUCGUCCCUGUCUGCCCAGUUCAUCACGGGAAGUUCAUGCAGUAUGAGGCCUUAUCUGAGCUUCUGGCCGACUUCCAUAAACUCAAGGCGAUGGCGCAGGAUCCUUCCACUUGCGUGGCUUCCUGCACGGCCUUCUGCAGGUGUUGUGCGAAGUCCUUCGGGAAAGUUCAGCGCCGCCCCCUUUCUGCAAGCCACUACAAGACCGCGAUUAAAAAGUUGCCUGGGCGCAGCUGCUUGCGGCUCUUGAGGGAUCAUGUGUCCAGCCGUGUUUCAGGCGGCCUGCGACUUCCUGGCGUCAAACCGCGGCACGUGAAGCCCUUGGAGCAAGCUUCGGGGCGAACACACUCCUCCUGGUUUUCCUUCUGUUGCAGCUGCAGUAUGGCUGAUCGGGUCGAUCGGGUCCAAGUGUCAGCAAACUGA
Symbiodinium sp. CCMP2592 is the source of this 1524-nucleotide messenger RNA. The record is from the annotation of a GenBank genome assembly. NCBI's taxonomy places the organism in Eukaryota, Dinophyceae, Suessiales, Symbiodiniaceae.